Messenger RNA from Fonsecaea monophora, 1254 nucleotides. RefSeq lists its product as hypothetical. Gene Ontology annotation, molecular function: nucleic acid binding. Lineage: Eukaryota; Fungi; Ascomycota; Eurotiomycetes; Chaetothyriales; Herpotrichiellaceae. The transcript has 3 exons. The record is from RefSeq and is a predicted model, not a curated record. Bases 1 to 1254 code for a protein of 417 amino acids.
AUGAAGUGGCUGUCCCUCAAGUCGUCAGUCCCACCCCUCCAGCUGCUACACCACAAAUAUACCUUGCGCCUCUCUAAGGACAGGAGUCAACCGGUAUCAUCGCUCCAACACCCAUCGACAUCGCUCCCGUCACUGCCCGACCAUGAGCCUGCCAGAAAUCUGCCUGCAGUUUCCAUCCGGAGCUCCCAGACACUACCUCGGAGCCUUGAUGAACGUCAAAUCACGGCGCGGGACAUCGACAACUGCUUCGCCAUCCUGAAGUUCGAGUUCCGCAUCUGUCCAGCGUUGGCAUCGAAACCUGCGACUGCCGAUGUAACCAACAACGCCGCCUUUGAGCACCUCCCUAAUUAUUGGCCUGGGAGUGACCUCGUCGACGCAGACCCAGCCCUCACUGUGACCAAGGUCCAUGGGACGCAUCUUCUGGUUCUGAACCGUUUCGCCGUCUUUCGACCACAGUACCUGAUCUUGACGCUCGAUUCGUUCAGAACCCACGGCCAACUGACUGAGUCACUCACUCGAUGGAUGCCAGUCGAUCAGGAUGACCCCCUACCAGCGUCUAGCCGCGAAUCCGUACUACCUCCUCUACCAGUAUUACUAACUCCGUCACCUAUGCAUUCGCCCGAUAUGCGCCAGCACGGACAUAACGCGACCGAGGAGGAAAAUGAGUCUGCAAAAGUAUGCGGGCUGGUUUCGGCCAGGGCCAUCUGUCCUGGACACGGCGUCAAUCAAACCAAAUGCCUGUUCACUCACGAAAACGGGCAUCCAAAGCCGUGUCUGAACGUGGACGGAUGGGUUCCCCCUGUCAAUGCCAACCACGAUGCUACGACCGACCGGGGACUCCAUGAACUGACAAUUGGGGCAAGACUGCUGCAUCUUUCGGAUCCAGCGAUGGGCUCCAGGGGCGGGGAGAAAUUGUCGGCAUUGCAGAAACACUGGCAGACUUCUUCAACGUGUGCUGACGACUCCAGCCCUAAUUAUCGAUACACUACCUGGCUUGAACAGAUAUUUCUACCUCAAGCGGCGACGGAAGAGACCGAACAGGGCCAGUAUCGAUUACUACUCCUCGACGGCCACAAGACUCAUGUUACGCAUGAAUUCAAGUGGAAAUGCUUCCAGAAUAACGUUGUGGUCUUCUAUUUACUACAUCUCGUGCCAGUGAAAAUGGUCAGACGUACUACCGUAUCUCUUCACUACGCCCAUAAGCCAUUGUGGCUCGACUUUCAGGACGGAUACGAUGGCAAUCGGAAGAGAUGA